Molecule: messenger RNA, 1625 nt
Organism: Sinocyclocheilus grahami
Lineage: Eukaryota; Metazoa; Chordata; Actinopteri; Cypriniformes; Cyprinidae
Product: translin-like
Exons: 6
Coding region: 201-884 (227 amino acids)
Biological process (GO): RNA metabolic process
Molecular function (GO): sequence-specific DNA binding; single-stranded DNA binding; RNA binding
Source: RefSeq, a predicted model, not a curated record
CCGCCAAAAAAACUCGAGAGAAGAAGAAGACGAAGAAGAAGGGACAGAUGUUAACGUGCAUGCUGAUGACUGCAGGCUGUUUGGUUCGCGAGCACGACAAUUAAUAAAUCUCCUGUUUACAUCCUAACGUUAUCUAAGUAGUGUAUAUUUGGAACAGCUGGUCACAGUAAAGAGCGACGCACACGUUAGCACAUUUGAAGAUGUCUGUAACGGAGAUGUUUAGCUAUAUCCAAGGAUUUUUGAGUGCCGAUCAAGAUAUUCGAGAGGACAUAAGAAAAGUUGUCCAAGUUCUGGAGCAGACAGCGAGAGAGAUCCUCACUGUUCUUCAAAGUGUCCAUCAACCAAGUGGUUUCACAGACAUUCCCAGCAAGUGUCUAAAGGCCAGAGAGCUGUUCUGCACUGUAAGAAACCACACUGGAGAGCUGAAAACUAAGUUCCCAGUCGAACAGUACUAUCGGUAUCAUGAACACUGGAGAUUUGUUCUUCAACGACUUGCCUUCCUUGCAGCUUUUGUGGUAUACCUGGAAAGCGAGUCCUUGGUUACACGUGAGGAAGUGGCAAAAAUACUUGCCAUUGAAGUCGACAGAGAAAAAGGGUUUCAUUUGGAUGUGGAAGACUAUCUAGCAGGAGUUCUUAUUAUGGCCAGCGAGCUGUCCAGGCUGGCAGUGAACAGCGUGACCGCAGGGGACUAUGGACGUCCGCUUAGGAUCUCAAACUUCAUCAAUGAACUUGACUCUGGCUUUCGGUUGCUCAACUUAAAAAAUGACCCUCUUCGCAAGCGCUACGAUGGCCUCAAGUACGAUGUGAAGAAGAUUGAGGAGGUGGUAUACGAUCUUUCCAUCCGAGGCCUUGCCAAGGAGCUGGAGGCUGGAGGAGAUAAGUAGAGGCGGUGUGGAAACGCAAGAGGCCGCGGGGCACUACCCUGGCUGGGAUUCUCCAUGACUGGAAGAGUGGUUAAACCUGUCAGUGAGCAGGUGCUCGGAGGAAGAGGGGAGGGAAUGGAGGUUUUGAAGCCCCAGCAGCCUUGAGCAGUGUUUUUUAAACCACCUGCCCACCAUGACCGAGAUCAGUUCAGAUUUUAGAGGGGAGAUCUUCUCUAUCUCACUUUUGUUGAGAGAUUCUUAUGAACAGAUGCAUUUGUUUGCCUGUUUUUUUUGGGGGGGAUUGGAUGCUUUUUUACUAUUAUUGAUGUUUUUGUCUUGGCUAUCUCUCUUGUGAAUCAUUGUACAGUCAAACAAGGAAGAAAACAUUUUUGGGUGUUUUCAUAAAACAUAUUUAAGAAUGCUGUUAAAAACAAAAGUUCUGUGCCUGUUUUGUGGCUUGUCCAGUCAAGACAUCAAAACGUUUUCUUGAUGUUGAACUACAUAAAUAUGACAUUUGACAUAACCUAUGCUUAUUGAUUCAUUAAAUUGGGUUUUGUACCCAAACACCUUUCUUGAAUGUAACUAUGAUUAAGUCACGUUAAUAGUAUCUUGCUAAAGGUAUACAUGAAGAUAAAAUGUAUAAAUCUUUCCCUAAAUGUUUAGUUUCAUACUGCAAAUACAUAUUGAAUCUGUAAAUCAUCUAGUGGUUUCUUAAACCACUGGUUUGCUGUUGGUACAUAUUUACUUCUUUAAAAGGACAGU